AUGCCAACAUCUCCGGCGACAGUGGAAUAUGAAAGUAUAAUCAUAACAGAAAAUACACCAACUGUUAUUGAAGUAGGCAAAGUAUACAAAGACAAGCAAACAAUUGCUAGUGCAAUGAAGCACUAUUCUGUCAUGAACAAGUUUCAAUUUAGGGUAAAAAGGUCUAGUGCUAGAAGCUACUGCCUGGUAUGUGUUGGGGAAGAUUGUACAUGGCACUUCAAGGCCACCAGCAUAAAUGAUUCAGCAAUGUUCAAGGUUCGAAAAUUCAACAGCUUGCACACAUGCUCUUUGAUGGAUAAUACAUACAUACAACGCAAACUUACUGCCAUGGUAGUGGGUAGCAUGGUUAUACCAAAAUAUGCUGAUCCUAAGACAGUUUACACUCCAAAAGACCUACAAACUGAUAUGUUGUCUGUACACGGCGUGAACUUAACAUACAUGCAAGCUUGGAGAGCAAAGGAAAAGGCUUUGGAAUUUUUGAGAGGUCAUCCUGUUAACUCCUACAGUCGAUUGCCUAGUUAUUUGUAUAUUUUGGAGAAGACUUAUCCGGGGUCGGUAGUUAAAUUGAAGAAGACCGACGAUGACUAUUUCUUGUAUGCAUUUGUUGCGAUUAGUAUGUCAAUCAAUGGAUGGAAAUAUUGUAGGCCAGUUGUAGUAGUCGAUGGGACAUUCUUGAAGUCAGCAUACAGGGGAAUAAUGCUAACAGCUAGCACACUGGAUGCAGCAGGUAGCAUAUUACCACUGGCAUAUGCUGUUGUUGAUUCAAAAAAUGAGGCAUCAUGGAAGUGGUUUUUUGAGCAAUUCAAACAUGCAUAUGGUGAAAAAUCAAAUAUGUGUGUUGUUUCUGAUCGGAAUAAGAGUAUCUUGAAGGCAACAUCUAUUGUUUAUACCGGCAUGCCACAUUAUUCUUGCAUGUGGCAUAUUUGA
Molecule: messenger RNA, 927 nt
Organism: Nicotiana attenuata
Lineage: Eukaryota; Viridiplantae; Streptophyta; Magnoliopsida; Solanales; Solanaceae
Exons: 3
Coding region: 1-927 (308 amino acids)
Source: RefSeq, a predicted model, not a curated record